UCUACAAAAACCCUGAAGAUAAACCCAAAAAUCAUGCCGUCCUGUCUCGUUCCCCUUGCGAACGGCUCGGAGGAGCUGGAAGCUAUCUCAAUAUGGAAUCCGCUGCGCCGCGCGGGUGUCGAGGUCACCAUUGCCUCGGUGAUGCCCGGCUCGCUGGAAGUGCAGUGCGCGCGAGGAACGGUGAUAAAAUGUGACAAACUGAUCACAGAUUGCCUAGCCGAGAAGUUUGAUUGCGUCGCUUUGCCAGGUGGGAUGCCAGGGGCAACGAAUUUUGCGGAGUGCAAAGAAUUGGUAUAAACGAAAAAUCUUUUUGUUACCGAUGAAAGCAAAAAGUACGGACACAUUUGCUCCUGCUCGUCCUUAUCGAUGCUGAUCAUGCUGUGGUCGCUCAAUGAAUCAAAAGUGUUCUGGUGACCCGAGCUACUACUCUUUCUCCCACUUUAAAUCAAUUAAAAGGUCACGCUUCUGCAAGAGCGCAAGGCCGCCUCAAUGUUGAAUGCCGCAAUCUGCGCCAGCCCUGCCGUCGUGUUCGCGAGUCACGAGCUGCUUGGCUCCGGAAAGGCCACCUGCUACCCCGCGCCGAAAUUUCUGGAGAUGAUGGGUGACAAGCUCGCGCCCGAGGGCACCACGGUAGUGGUGGACGAAAAAGUGGCGACGUCGGUAGGCCCGGGAACAGCGUUGGAAUUCGGGUUGACGCUGGUGGGGUUGCUGUGUGGCAAGGAAAAAGCCGAGGAAAUUGCAGCGAGUAUGAAAUUCCAGGGAAGCUUGACCGCGCUUUGA
This is a messenger RNA of Amoebophrya sp. A120, 780 nucleotides long. Lineage: Eukaryota; Dinophyceae; Syndiniales; Amoebophryaceae. The record is from the annotation of a GenBank genome assembly.